CCUUUUACCCAUCAUCAACGGUUCAAGUUGUACUUUUCUUCCCUCGAGCUCUCAGGCUGUGGCCUCGCUGAGAAUUCGGAAGAGCCUCGACAAGCACUUCAAACUGAUAUCAGUUGUUUCCUUACUACUAAUACUGUGUCCUUCUGUCCUCUCUGUCUCUUCCUCUUUAGCAGUUUUCAAGUUCUUCUCCCAACAAACCUUGAAGCAUCUCAUUCACCAUGCCAGCCAAGGGGUCGAAUCUGUCUAGCCCCAAGUAUGGGUACGACUUUGUGGUCGCGACGACCCAAGCGAGCAUCAAUUCUGGGCUUGCUGCUUUCCUGGCUGAAGGAAACCAGCCGACCACGUAUCUUUGCUUCCUUGUCGAUCCGCAAACUGGCAACCCAAAAGACAUGGUAACUCUGGAUGAGCUGCUCGAGGCAACCAACGGUGUCAACCCCUUCGAGAUACCGGCUGGCACUCCAUGUGACGACCCUCGCAUUGCCCCGCUCACUACGGCGCUGUUCUGCGUCGGCAUCGAGCUGCAAAUCGGCCUGCCUCCGGGCGUCUUGCCAAAGAACCUGCCCCCGAUUGUCAACCUUGGCAACAGCGCCAACAAUGUGGAAUUCAACCUGUUCUGCUCCAAGUUGACCGUCAUCCAGAACCAGCCUCCAUCCGGCUGGGGUAGCGCGGGCAGCUGGAAUGUCUGGAGCCAGCCCUCGGGGACGCCGUGGUACUUCUCCACUAAGGUCAACCUUGUCAUGGCCGAUCUCGACAAGGAGCUUGACACGCCCUACUUCAACAGCCACCCGGACGAGAAGGCUGCGUUGCUGCGGCAGCUGGAGAACCUGUCGGCAACGGCCUUCAGUCUGCAGCAGCUCAUGUUCGACCUCAGCAACGCUGCGCUGCAGACCCUUCCGCAGCUGGCAGGCAUACCAGACGACUCUAAUGCGGCGAUUGUGCUUUACAAGUCCUUCAUCAACAUCUACUCCGAUCUCGCCAAGGAGCGUGGCUGGCCGCUGCUCGCCGUGGCGGCGACGGUUUCGCUGCUCAAAGAUAACAAUGGCGUUCCCAUCAAGAACCCCACGGCGGAGCAGAAGAAGGUCACGACGUUGGACCACCUCUGUGCCGCCAAUAACCACGCGCUCCCGGGCACCUCGAGUUUCAGCUGGAACUGGGUUCUGCCAACCGAGGUUGAUCAGCAAAGCGGCGUCAUGUCCAUCAACCGAAACUCGAUGGCGGAUUUCUUCCUGCCUCAAAUCCUGCCCAUCGCCAGGAAUAACUGUAUUUUGUGUGAACCCCGGGCAGAAGCUGACCCCUUGUCGCCCGCGGGCACCGUCGGCAUUCGCAUCACCAGUGGGCAGAUGCCGACAAAGAUAGAGACUACGGCAUCCGGAGACAAGGUCAUGCACAUCGAGUACACGGAUUCGAAGCUGGCCGAGGACUGGGCCGGUGCGUCUUACUGCGGAGUGUCGGUCGAGCCGCUGUACAAUUGCGAUGUGUAUUUCGUCGACACGACCAUCAAAGUCGUUCAGCGCGUCAAGAUCUACCUCUGGAUAUGCUUCGAUAACACGGACCAAGGCAUCAACAUCUUCGGCCAAACCUUGACCGACACGUAUGCCAUGUCGGUAUCCCAGGCGGGCGGUCUGCAGAUCGGGCACACCGGCAGCGUAAACCAGGACGAUUCCGAAGACCCAGACGCCAGUGGCUUUGUCAACUUUUGGACCGGCAUCAACGAUGUCCUGGCCAGCCUGAAAGAGCAGUUUCACGCGGUCGAGUGGAUGAAGCUGGACACUAUUCCGCUUGACACAUUGCAGGCCUUCAUAUUCCCCGGAUCAAAGACCUUCACGUACGACCUUGUGUGCGCCAUAACCUACGUGGAUCCCAGCCAGGCAAGGCGGAAGCUGCGAGAUGUGCAAGCACUGACUGGCACCUUCCACCCCGAAGCAUCGCCGGGCCUGGUGCUUACUUCUUCGUCCCAGAUGAUGCAAAAUUAUGCCCAUGGUCAGCUCAUGUCCCCAACCGAAAAGUUCCAGGCCCUGCAGACUGCCAGUGGCCACGCCCUCCUCUUUGCCAUCGACACCUCGGGCGUGUUUCGCGUUAUCGAGGAGAGGAGCGGGAAAGCGAACAUUGGAUGGGUAGCCACCGACCUCUCCACCUCACUCAUCGCGGCAGAGUUCGGCGGGGCGAGCAAUGUCAAAGUCGAUACAUUCGACGUCGGACAGAGCGCAUUGGAUGGAACCAUUGGCCUUGCUCUCGCCAUUUUCGACGGCACAACCGACUGGCUGUUUGUCUCCCUCGGCAACUCCAGGUCCGAUACAUCAUGGACAGCGAAGCCCGCUUGGAAGCGUGUCAACUUCGACGCUGUCACGGAAAAUCCGCCGGGGAUCAACAUCGUCGGCGUCAUGUUCGCUGAGACGAUGGGGCCCGGUCAGUAUCUCAUGGCCGACAUUGACCGGCUGGGAUCCUCAACCAAGAACAUAGCUCGGUACCACGUCGACCCGUCCAAGUCGACUGGACGCUACUGGGUCAAGCAAGGUGUGCCAGUCGACAUCGAGAACGGCAAUUAUCAGAGCUGUGUCGGCCAGGUGAAGGGCGGCUAUGUCGAUGGCAUCUACACGGCAGGGCAAGCCGGUGCCGCGUCGCAGCUGGUCUACACGCCCGUUGAGAACGCCUUCGGCUCGGGACCGCCUCUGCCACGACGUCUAGGCCUGCCGGGAGGUGCGCUUCCGUCGGCAAUUGCGACUGCUCGUUACACGGAUCCCUCGUCCGAGUUCUACUCCUUCACUGAUCUCUUCGCCGUCGGUGGCUCGACGCUUUACCGGUUCGCGCCCGACAAACAACAGGAUGGCGCCACACCGCAACCAAUUGUCACCAACGAUAUCUUUUCCAAUACCAGUCAACUGUACGCAAUGACGCUGGGCGGCGUUACAACUCUCUGGGGCAGGAACGCAAGCAACGUGGUGUAUUACAUUGCAUGCCCAACCUCACAGCUGGACCAGCCAGGCUCAUGGACGGACGGCGGAAACACCAUCUUUGCCGCUGGUGGCGGGAGGUUGGUGCGCUUGACCCAGGCAUCCAGGACGAACGCAAAGGCAUGGCGGUCUCAAGAGAUCACUAUUGCUGCUCCGCCGGACCUGGCACCGCUGUCUUUCAACUCAUACACCACUAGCCUCGUUGCCAGCGAUGCCAAUGGCCUGCCUGUCAGCGGGCUCGAGGUCCAGAUAUCGACAGACUCUGCCACCCCGCUCUACAUCAACGGCCUGUAUUAUCUCGUGGGACCAACCCCUGUGACCAUCACCACCGACCCGUCCGGCAUCAUAACCAUAGUCGAAGCGUGCAACGAUCUGAAUGCCGCCGUCAUCACAGCCCCGAUACCCAACGAUAUCAUGAGCUAUGUUAUUGACCCGAUGGACUAUGCCUUCGAUAAGAUGGCCGCUCUCAAUACCCCGGAUGCUCUUCGUAAUGCAUCCUAUCCCGCCGAGACCACAGCAGGAGGAGUUGUCGGCGAUCCGGGCUCUACACCGCUUGUGGCUUCCACGGUUAGCCAAGAUGACCUGCAAGUCAUCGCCUCCCGGAUGGGAACCCUCAAGGAUGUCUGGGCCGACGUGAAACCACCAUCCACUACACCCCUGAGGAGGCUAAAGCCGAGUCAUCCAGGCGUUGUCGCCGCCACUCUCUACCAAGCAUCCGAGCCGUACAGGGGCCAUCUCGAUGAUAUAGCCAUCGCGGCUGGCGACCUCUUCCAGUGGCUCAAGUCAGGAGUCGAAGCCGCAAUCGACAUCAUCAAGGACGCUGCAACCGACGCAUGGCACUUCAUUGCCGAGAUCGCCGGCACGGUGUACCGUGCGGUCCUAGACACGGUUGAGGCCAUUGUCGGUGCCCUUGAAUGGGUGUUCAAUGCCAUCAAGACAACAAUCGAGCAGAUCAUCGAGUUCGUCAAGUUUCUGUUUGUCUGGGACGACAUCCGCCGAACGAAGGAGGUUCUGCACAACGUGGUGAGAUUGUAUCUGAAACACCAGGUUGGUAACCUGGGAUACGUCAAGACUCUGUUCAACAACCAGGUCGCCGAGGUAGAGAAGACACUGAGCAAUUGGGCCGGUCUCGGCGACUGGUCGCCCCUGGGUCCUGUGGCCUCGACCUCGACGGGAUCAGCUGGAACCAACCCAGCCAAAUAUCAGACGGCUUCCUCGAUGUUGCUAGCAAGCCAUCUCAGAGACAACAUUGGCCAGCUCACUGUCAAAGACACCAGCGCCACGGUAGAUAUCGUGCAAGAGGUCAUCGACAAUCUUCUCAAUGCGAUAUCGACUGAAGGCCAAGUCCUCUCGGCCGUCUACACCAAGCUGCAAGAUGUGGCGGCUAACCUGCUCACAAUGUCCGUCGCCGACGCCAUCAAGAAGAUUGCGGCCAUUUUGGGCGAGGGCAUGCUCUCCUCGGUCCAAGUCGUCAUGGACGCACUGCUGGAUGCGCUUGCCAGCGUCGCCGACACGGCCAUAGACCUGCUGGACACCCAAAUCUACAUUCCCAUCAUCUCCGACAUCCUCGCAGAAAUUGGCGUUUCCAGCAUCUCCUUCCUGGAGCUGUUUUCAUGGAUCGCGGCAGUGAGUGUGGAUGUCGUCUACAAGAUUGCCUACGGAACCGCUCCGUUCCCUGACAACAGCGACGUCAACGCACUGAUUUCGGCGAGCAGCUGGGAGGACAUCGCGACGUUAUUUGGCAAAGGUGUCGACGCCACAUCGGAGCCCAAGGCAGGCGCCAUCACCCUGCCGGCUGAGGUGGCCAAGACAGUCCAUAUAGUCGGGCAUGCUGCUGCAGGCUUCAACAUUCUCGUGGGCAACUUCCUGCAAGUCUUUGAAGCCGAAGCUCCGACAGGCGACAACCCCUUUUCGUUGCCCCUGGCCGUCAUGGGUGUUGUGACGCCCGUGUUGCAGGGCGCAGCCGACUUCCUGGUCCCGUCGGAACCGGUCGACAACACGGCCGUGAGCGCCGUCUCCACGGCCACAACGGUAGCUGGCGUCGUGUCCAAGCUGAUAUUCUGUGGCCCCGUUCAGAGCAGGCUCGCCGUCAGCAGCAGUGGUUUCUCAGCUCUGGCAGUCCAAGACGGGCGCGCCACGUCGGCCAUUGUCAGCGCCAUCCUGGUCGUUCCGUCGCUGUUCGUCACGGGCUGGCACUUUUACGAACUGAGCCAGAAACCAGCCGGUACCGAGCGCUCGGCCGCUAUCGUGGGCGAAGUCUCCAAGCUGACGUCCUAUGGCUCUACCAUCUCGUACGCUGUGGCAGUGAACGUCUAAGGACCCCAUGUCCAAGC
Molecule: messenger RNA, 5284 nt
Organism: Canariomyces notabilis
Lineage: Eukaryota; Fungi; Ascomycota; Sordariomycetes; Sordariales; Chaetomiaceae
Exons: 5
Coding region: 219-5267 (1682 amino acids)
Source: RefSeq, a predicted model, not a curated record